AUGAUAACAACGGCAACAGUGCCAACAUCGACAAUGACAACAGCUGUCGAUGUCGCUCCUAAUUUGGUAAUUAGCGAGGAGGGAAGUACCACUAUGGAACGGAAUCUACCGGAACAGCACAACGAACAGUUCCGGUUUGUUGAUGAAAAUGAUGAGGAGGAAGUACAGCCAACAGUACCAGACUGGACCGAAGUUGUUCAGAUGUCUAACAAAGCAGCAGUUAUUGAUACCAAUGGAUAUGGCAAACUGGAUGAUCAAAGUUCGAAGAAAUCUGUAAAAGUGAUAGCAUCAUCAGAAGCACCCGCAUUUGAUUUUACAAAAAUUGAAACUUUAUUUUCGAAUUCGACGACAACUUCCAGUAGCGAUAGGCCUGAAUGCGAGGAGACAGGUGGAAAAGACGAUAGCACGGAUGAAGUUAAAGUAGCAAGUGAAGAGCUUUUUCUAACAGUGAUAAUUACAAUUACCAAUCAGUUAGAUGCCAGCGAUAUUGAUACGCUAUCAGUACUUUAUCGUAAUGUACAGAUAUCCUUGAAGGACGUGUAUUCAAAUGGUACUGUGCGCGACAAAAAAAUUGAUGAAGAAUUAACGAAAUGCUUAAAUCAAAAUACUGAUAAAGAGAAAAAACCAAAAAUUAAGGAAAAAGAUAUUCUUCCACGUGAACGCUCAGCAAAUCCGUCAUUCAAGCGAUCACUUACGCCGUCGCUCGAUCCAAAACUGUUAAGACAGUUUGAGGAAGAAGAUCGUCCGAAACGUGUACUACGUUCGUCUACUAUCGCAGCAAGCAUACCAAAGAUUGCAAUUACUAAUGAUACUGUUAUUAAUGAUAAUUCUACCAAGGUUAUCAAUCACGAUUUUACGGUAAAAAUGGCUGCUACGAAAUCAACUAACAGGAAAGCAGUUCUGAAAAAAUCAAAACGGAAAAAGUCAGGAAAGUUUCCGACCAAUUUUACAAAUAAUAAUACAUUUUCGGUGGGAAGUAUUUACUGUCCCACACAGUCGAAUGGAGGAAUGAAGCGGAAACGAUCACAAUCCAAGGAUGAUAAUAAAGAAACAAAAUUACGCAGUAAACGUUUAAAGGCUGAAAUAAAUGGAUUACUGAAUAAUGAAUUGAUGGUGACACUGGAAGAUCUGAGAAAUACCUCGGUACGACCGCGUCGUUGGUCAGGAGCCGGUAGUAGCCGAGCCAGUACUUCCAGUGGAUCGAAUGGAUUUACAGUUAUAACAAAAAUGGGAAAAAGACGUGGUUCAUCACGAAUUAGAAAGAAUAACUUCAAUUCGAAUUGGAAAUUAAUAGGAUCUCCUUAUGAAAGCUCCGUUUACGUUGACUAUUUUUUCCAUGAAAAGCAAUCGACCACACGAAUAUGCUAUCCACAAGCUAUACAUUCCAAGACCGGUGAUCUUCUGAGACUUCGUGAUUCCGUACUUGUAAAUGCCAUUGGUGGUGAACCAAAUUUUGCAUGCAUUUGUCGCCUGUUCAGUGAUCAAGAAACAGGAGCGCCUUUGGCAUCAGUACUGUGGUAUUACACCCCAACGCAAGUGAAAAGUUCAUUAGUACCACCGGUAUUCGAGCGUGAAUUGCUUGCUUCAAAACAUAUGGAUGUCAUAGCGCUUGAUGCAGUGGAUGAAAUCAUAUGGGUGUUAACGUAUAAUGAAUAUGGCCGAUUUAUGGCUGAAACAAGAAAUGACACAUAUCCACUAUCGCAACGUGUAAGUGAAGAAGACUUACUGUGGAAGAAAGGUGAAGAUGAUUAUCCACGACGGAUGUAUCUUCCACGCGAUGAUACACCACUUGAACUGGUAUACUUUUGUCGCCGCAUUUAUGACUGCAAACAGCAAAAAGUUGAAACGAAGAAAUUGAUGGGAAGAAGAAAUCAAAUGAAACGUUCUCGUCGCCAUUCGUGGAAAUAUCGAACAAAAAAGCAUCGCUGA
Acanthocheilonema viteae is the source of this 1929-nucleotide messenger RNA. The record is from the annotation of a GenBank genome assembly. NCBI's taxonomy places the organism in Eukaryota, Metazoa, Nematoda, Chromadorea, Rhabditida, Onchocercidae.